CUUCACGCAACUGCGGGGCUCUCGUGCAAGCCUUUCUAAGGCAAGGCAGGCAUCCAGCCAUGGGCAAAGCCAAAAGACGGACGUCUCAACAGGCCUCCAGCCCUGUCCAAGAAUCUCCAAGGAAAAUGUGCGUGACUAGGAGGCAAGGUUCCGCGCCAUCGACAGCAGGCAAAAGGAAUCCAGUUGUCACCAGAGCCAAAAGACAGCCGUGCCAACCAGCUCCAUCCAGCUCGGUCCAAGGUUCUCCUGGAAGAAACGGCGUGAAUAGGAGGCAAGGCUCCGCCGCAAUGAAAGCAGACAAAAGGUUCCCUGACGAAGUCAAUGUCUCGCAACCAGACACAGAGGGCAAGCUUACGGCUACGAGGUCCUUGCAGUGCGGCUUGUGCGAGAAAGUUUUCAAACGCAAGUCGCAGUUGCGAGCACACUUGUAUGUUCACGUACGCGAAAAACGGCACGCAUGUGGCGUGUGCGGCAAGACAUUCUCGCAGAAGAAGAACCUGGUGAUCCACAGUCGCUCGCACACGGGCGAGAGACCCUUCGAGUGUUCGUCCUGCCCGGCCACGUUCACCAGAAGCAGCAUUUUGAAAAGCCACAUGUUGACUCACACCGGCGAACGACCGCAUGAGUGCAGCGACUGCGGACAGAGAUUCGCCUUGAAGGCAACCCUCGCGUACCACGCGCUGACUCAUUUGGGGAAGAAGACGGUCGCCUGCCACGUGUGCGGCCGAAAAUUUUUCCGCAGCGACGCACUCCGGAGGCACGCCCGCACGCACACUGGCGAGAAGCCGUACACCUGCCACCUGUGCCCCGCUACGUUCGCGCUCUUGAAUACGCUGAAAGGGCACGUUCUGACCCACACCGGUGAACGACCUCAUAGGUGCGAUGUAUGCGGCAAGAGAUUCACAAAAAGAUGCGCCCUCUCGCAGCACAAGAAUAUUCACUCAGGUCUAAAGAAGUUUAUCUGUCAAUUCUGUAGCCGCAAAUUCUGCUCUAAACAAGUACUAACAGACCACACCCGUACGCAUACAGGCGAGAAGCCGUAUCUAUGCAGCCUCUGUCCUGCUGCAUUUGCGCAGACUAGAGCCAAUAGCUGUGAUAUGGUGUUCUGCGCCGUUUUUGGGUGCAACAAUCGGUCUCAGACGAAGGAGGAGAAGUUACAGAGCAAUGCACCGGAUCCGCGCUUCUUUAAGAUACUGAAGGUGCGGCUAAAUGAAAGCGAACAGACGCGGGUGCUGUCCGAAAGGCGCCGACGAGAAUGGUUGGCCAGAAUUAACCGGAAAGGCCUCGACGCCAACGUGCACAAGUGCAAGAAUCUGCGGAGCCAGAUGAAGAGCCUCCAGCUGAUGGGCAAAGAGAAGCAGCUGUCACUGCAUCUGAAGAUGGAGCUUGCCAAACCGACUUGA
Molecule: messenger RNA, 1403 nt
Organism: Rhipicephalus sanguineus (brown dog tick)
Lineage: Eukaryota; Metazoa; Arthropoda; Arachnida; Ixodida; Ixodidae
Product: zinc finger protein OZF-like
Exons: 8
Coding region: 60-1403 (447 amino acids)
Source: RefSeq, a predicted model, not a curated record